Drosophila grimshawi is the source of this 994-nucleotide messenger RNA. RefSeq names its product ATP synthase subunit b, mitochondrial (gene ATPsynB). The transcript is spliced from 3 exons. The record is from RefSeq and is a predicted model, not a curated record. Gene Ontology annotation, biological process: proton motive force-driven ATP synthesis. Bases 99 to 839 code for a protein of 246 amino acids. Gene Ontology annotation, molecular function: proton transmembrane transporter activity. Lineage: Eukaryota; Metazoa; Arthropoda; Insecta; Diptera; Drosophilidae.
AACGAUAAUUUUUUUGUUGGUCUAUUGUGAUCUACGUAGUAGGUGAGGAACAGAACGUCAAUUUAGUGGCAUAAAUUCGUCGAAACAUCAUUGCAAAAAUGUUCUCCAGAGCCGCACUCCUUACAGCUCAGCGCCCAUUGACCCUGGUGGCCAGCCGUUCGGCAGCUGCCGCCGCUGCUUCCCCAUCCGGUGGCGGUGCCGUCGAGCGCCGCCAGCGUCCCGAGCAUCCCGGCAAGGUGCGCUUGGGCUUUCUGCCAGAGGAGUGGUUCCAGUUCUUCUACAAGAAGACUGGCGUCACCGGCCCCUACACAUUCGGCGUGGGUCUGAUCACCUAUCUGUGCUCCAAGGAAAUUUAUGUCAUGGAGCAUGAAUAUUACAGCGGUUUGUCGCUUGGUAUUAUGGCCAUCAUUGCGGUCAAGAAACUGGGUCCAGCCGUCGCUCGCUGGGCUGAUGGUGAGAUCGAUAAAAUUGAAGGUGAGUGGAAGGAGGGUCGCGAGGCAGAGCUGAAGGUUCUCGCCGAUGCCAUUGAGGACGAGAAGAAGGAGCAGUGGCGCGCCGAUGGUGCCCUGAUGCUGAUGGAAGCCAAGAAGGAGAACAUUGCCCUUCAAUUGGAGGCAGCGUUCCGCGAGCGUGCCAUGAACGUUUACUCGGAGGUUAAGCGUCGCUUGGACUACCAGGUGGAGUGCCGUCACGUCGAGCGUCGUCUCAGCCAGAAGCACAUGGCCAACUGGAUUGUGGCCAAUGUGCUGUCGAGCAUCUCGCCCCAGCAGGAGAAGGAGACGCUGAACAAGUGCAUCGGCGAUUUGAGCGCCUUGGCUCUGCGUGUUAAGGCCACAUAAACGACUCGAGUUCUUAAUUGUUAAUUUGUAAAAAUACAACACACACACAAACACACAAAAAUCUGUGCGAAGUAGCAAAAAACAAAAACGGGCAAAAUGUACCACAAAAUGUUUAAAAUCAAUACAAAUGUAUGUCCAAUCGGAUAAAAUUCUCA